AUGUCUGGUCACGACAGAAAAGCGGAGCUAGAACAGAAGAAGUUGAAGUUGGCGGCACUUCGUGAGGGCCGCUUGAAACGUGAAGGAAUGCGAAAUGGGCUUGCGCAACCGAAUUUUAAGUUGAACGAAACGCCUGCUGGGGAUGCUGAGGCUAUACUGAGAGACUUCGGCCUUCUAAACCCGCUAGAUUUGAACGGCAAGCACAAACCAGACGAGCUGACAAAGUCAGCCAGCACACCGGCCUUCUCGUCCAAGUAUUUUACAUUAUCUGCGUUUAAGUUGUUAGACCCGAGACACAUGAUCGUCCCAAGAAAUUGGGCCUGUCUAAAGUCAACGAAGUCAAUAUCAUACCUCACGAAGUCGUCACUUAUUCUAAAAACACACAAACGGUCGUUGAAAUGUCAUGUGAGACUCCAUGUAUGCAUCUGCCUUAUCCUAAAGUUCCUAUUUCAGCUGUCACAAUGGACACUUGGGCGGCCGCGACCCCACUGGCCCAUAUGGGAUCUCCUAAGGGCAUGACUAGUCUGGAGUGGGAUGACGAUAUUUUGGAAGGCACGUUACCCUUUUUCUUUUGGAACCACGGUUUUUGAUUUUACGGGUUUAAAUAAUCUUUAUUGCCCUCCAUGUCUGCCGCCAUGCGUCCCCGCACACCGGAAACAACAGUAUGCCCAGGAUCGAAAGCCUCGGUUUAAUUUCGCAUUAAUCACAUUAACAGAUGCAUUCUAUCAUGUGGGCUCCUCCUCACUGAACGGCUAGUUAAGUAAAACCAAUCUUUUCACAAGUGGGUCGGAGGAAUGGCGCAAAUCUGUCAAAAACCCUACUAAACCUAUUUUAGUUACUGGCUACUAGGGCCUCGCAUUUUCUCCAGAUCUCAACUAGAGCGUGUCCUACCAACAGUUAACUUCUGCAUUUCUUGGUGUUGGCGAAGUAUAACGACUUAGAAUCUACUCUUAAUCCAUUAUUAGGCAUACCGACUGUCUUCGUUCUUCGACCCCCAUAUUUGCUAUACCCUGUUUGUGUAGGCCGGUAAUGUGCUGCGCUUUGUCUUGACUAAAGCAUGAUCAACAACUUUUGAUAGUCAUUUGUCCACCUUCACGUUCUUCAGCACUCCCCUACGACGAAGUUGCUCCCCUUCCCGGAGAAGUUGCCCACCUCUUCAAGAAUUAUGACCUCACUACACCGUCUAAAUUCUUUCGUCCAGAAUCUCCGCCCCGCCCACCUGGUAAGUUAUUAUUUCAGUUCCUUUUGGACAGCUGUGGUGGGAAAAGAACACUUGACCACCGAACGCUUUCGUAAUGCGAACCAUUUAUCUGACGCACUGAGGUCUUUUUAUUCACGUUGCAAUGCUCGCCUGGACGAGGUGACGGAAUAAUUGGACGUUUCACAGUUUUCUUUUUGUUUCAAUGCAUGAAAAGGGGUCGCAACCAUCCAGGGUUUUUUCUGUUGGAGAUGUUUGUUUGUUCGUGUUUUUGACCUGUGACCUGUUUUGUUGGCAUGUUAACUGCCUCUGCUUUGCACUGGCGUCUCCCACUAAUUCGCCACAGUGGAAGGUGGUCAUCUGUCAUGCGGUUACCUGACAGUAUGGGAUCGUUCCAAAUAGCAGAGUAGUGUGCCUUUCUUCAGCUCUCAAAGUUGGACCUGCUUUAGGUUUACCAGACGUCCCCCCACCCCCUGUAUGAUUGCCACCUAGCCAUAGACGGUAAUCUUCUCAUGUAGUCCAUUUCAAACUUCCACAGGUACGGAUGGUCAAUAACCACACUUAAAUCUUAGGCAGAACGGAGCAUCGAAGCCUGCGCUGGGAUAAGGCCUGGACGCUCACAACCGCCAUCGGAAAUCCUAACACGAUACUGUUCACCAACCAGAACACUUAUUCCUGUACGUAACUGACAUAGUACGCGUUAGGAAGAAUUUGCCAGGCGAGGGAGCACGUUUAGCUGCUUGAACUUUAAUGUCGUCCUAGCAAAGCCACACUACGACACUUUACCCGGCUUGCUCCACACGUGUACAUUUUAUUGGUAUAUUCGAAUUCCAAUUUCAGAAGCCACUGCUGGAUUGUCCUUCAAGUGAUGUGUGGAUUGUGAUUUCGUGCACAGUCGACCCCCGUAUUCGCGGGGAUUAGGGACAGCUUCCCGCUAAUAACCGAAAUCUGCGAGUAUCUGAGACCUCUCGAGGAACGCUUACAAGUGCCUCUUUUACUGGCCAAACACCAAAUAUGCCUUAAACUGUCAUCCCAAAAUACUUUACCAUUAUUUGCAUUGCUUGCAUCAACAUUAAUAUGGGAAAAUUAGUAAACCACAUUUUGUCAUACAAGUUUAUUUAGUUGCGAAAAUAAAUGAAAAUAAUUAACGAAUAUUUUAGGUAUGCUGUACGAAGAAAAGAUAAAUCCGCGGAUAAAUUAAUCCGCGAAUAGGCGUGGGUCAACUGUGUAGUAGCGGAUCUCGGUGGGCAUGCGCAGCACCAUGUGAGAACAAGAAGCUCAGUUCAGUAAUGAUCCCGGAUUUUCUGCAAAUCCCAACCAACUACGUUUGUACGAAAACAGACUUGAUGAGCAAUUUGUCUGGACUGUUCGCAAGAAAAUGUCCAUUCCCACCAAAGCGAAUAAUUUGUCAUACUUACGUCAAUAUAACGACUAACUACUCUCAAUACUAGCCAGAACUUUACAUCACUAUGUUGGACCAGAGAAAAACAAAAGGUAAUGUACUAGAUGAUGGGCUCGUCGUCUGGCGUCUUGUUCUUUCCUUUCGUACUGAAUAAAUGUUUUUGGCAGGUCUGAAUAAUUCAACUGAUUCAGUUGUGAAGAACUCGGCGGCCUCGGUGGGAUUGUAAUCCCACGACAGCAAGGUCAAAGUUUGAGUUCAGCCAAUUCUCUAACCACCUGAGAUACGCUGCCGCCGAGUCUUUCGCAGCUUGGUCAAAUGAGUUAUACAUGCUGCGUUUACCAGGUGCUCAGAAAAGGUUGGUUACUUUGACGAACUGAAAAUUGCAUAAAAUGCCUAGUAACACCCACGUCCCGCCUACUGCCCAGCUCUCAUCUGUGGUCCCACAAAAUUGUGUUGAGACCAUAGGUCUUAUCCCAGUAAUCGCUUAAAUUGGCGGAUAUUCGAUCUAUCUAGUCAACACCAGCGGUUGUAUGCAUGUAUUUCUGUCAAGUCAGUUGGCAGCAAAAAGCUGUCUCGUGGAAUACGUAGACGAGGCCUGUCUCCAGGUCAGUCACUGCGCUAAUAUUAAUCUCUGAAUGUCCAACCUUUAUCCCGCCUUUGGACACGAACAGUAAUCAAGUCAUCGCGCAAGCCACUCCACCUCAGUCACCCGCGUCCGCGUAAGCACUACCUAGUCUCCAGUCUGACGGCAGCAGCGCUACAAUCUGCGCCACCGUAAGGGCCCUUAUGGACUAGGAUUGGGCGCCUGAGACACGUCACACUGAUUACCACUGUAGUGAUAAAGUAGUGGAUAUUAUCACCAUUAAUUAGAGCAGGCCAGCUACCAUCUUGUCGCAUAUUUUCGUGCCUUUUAUCAUUCUCUAAAGAGGUAACACAACGGCUGGACAGUUCAAGUUUGCAUCCACCAGGCUGCCGUCGACUCAUUCAGAUUAGCUUUGAAAAAACAAGGCUAUCAGGCUAAUGCCGUCAUACGGCACCUUAUUUGGCUUUCGGUUAGGACUCAAAAGCGCCGAAUACUUAUUGCAUUUACGGAGUCCUCACAAAUGCUGCUGCCUGGUCAUCCACGUUCCUACAUAUUUCCCCGGCUUCAGCAAAGGGAACUCUGAGUUUAAAACGUACUGUAUCAGAAAAAAGCAACCAUAAUACAGUCUCCUGCCUAGAGCCCAGCCUGUAACCACUACUUAAUAUGUAAGUCUCCGAACACAAUGUGCCUUUGAUACUGCCGCUGCUUCGUCUGACGGGUCUCGCAUUCCACUUUCUUUCUUCCGCGUCCGGUUGCAUUCAAUCUGUCUAACUGACACCUUUUGCGCCCUGGAGUCCAGUACACAUCCUACACAGGGCGUCCUCACUCUCUCUUGAACAUGUCUUGAAGAGGUUCGUAAUAAACGGUCCGCCAUUUCGCAUUUCUCAAGAAUGAAGCGAUUUCGGUUUGGUUUGGUUAUUUCAAUGCCCGCCCCCUCGGCCACCGAAGUUGGGUUCUUUGUCCAGAAGUUCAGAUCUCGGGAUCAUCAUCUUCCGUUACAGUCGUGUCUUUUGAAACCUCUAGAGAAUUCACUAUCUCGCCCCAGGCACCAGUGGUAUAUUUUGUGGUUCGCAGGGAUCCAGUACAGGCAAAGACCCUGGUCUCACCGAAUAGUCCUCAGCCGGGAGAUUCUCGAUGCUCCUAAUGGUAUUUCCUUCUUACAGGCACUUGGUUUACCAAUAAUCCAAUUUUCACACCAAAGUGCUUGUGAACAGUCGUGCUUCUUCCCACUCAUUAUAGCACGCGAAUUAACAGAGGAGGACAAGGAGGAGAUGUUCGCGUCGAAGAAGUUCUACGAUUUCUUUAUGCAGGCUUCUCGCCUGAUUGAGCGCGCCCUCGACGAGGACACAGACAUCUUCUUUGACUACAGUGGAGCUAAUCGCGAGGACACGUGAGUGUGAUUUUCACAUGUUCACUCCUAGGAAAGUGUGGAGUGUUUGACUGUUUGACGGGAACUUUGUCAAGCCUCAUCCGAUGCCUGCAUUUGCAUAGUGCUUUCAGUGGUCGUAGCCGCAUCCAUGUGCUUACUUUUUUCACACCAAAAUUGAGGAAUACUGAUGUGAUUUGCACCCCAAAGCAGGCUCUCUCUGUUAUCUGGUGGCAAACAGGCAACAAUCUACCUGGCGAUCUACUCCUCUUGUCGUUUUAUCACCCCGUAGCGGACUGCUCGUUCGCAUGGCCUGGUACCAGAAGACGGGUCUAGUUUGCCGUUAAGAUUGCGUGUGCCUAUUUCAGUGUGAGUAAUUACCUAACCCACCCUAGAAAAGACCAGCUCAUGCGGAGAUACUGAUAAAAUCUCGGUUUUUCGUUCUGUCGCCUCAUCGACUUGACCUAGAUAUACACAGUGAGUAUGAAUACCUGUUUGUGUUUCCGUUCUCUGGUUUUGGUCGGGGUAUAUGACAAUGUGUCCCUUGUCUUUGUCGAUUUGUCUCUGAUAUAACAUCUUUAUUUCUUGUUUGUGCCGACAGUGGGAAGGAUCAGGAGCUUCUCAAGUUUCAUCGAGACUUCUUUGAUGAGCACUGGUCUGUCAACCGCACAGUCACUGCCCUGGACUGGUCUGCUGUCUACCCGGAGCUCCUUCUUACCGCCUAUGACGCUAACGAGAAGGCCACCCAUGAACCCGAGGGUGUGUGUUUGAUUUGGAAUUUGAAGUACAAGAAGACCUCGCCGGAGUACGUAUUCAACUUCCAGACCGCCAUCACUGCGGCCAUUCUGACGGAAUUUCAUCCCAGUCUGGUGAUUGGUGGAACGUACACCGGCCAGAUAGUUCUGUGGGAUACGCGGUACGUCACCCUUGGAUUAGGACUGCCUACUUUUGUGUGUUUUCUACUGCUAUAAUGCACUGACGUUAAGCCUCUGCGACCCUGUUCAGUGUGUUGACUAGUUUUACCCAGAACGAUGUCGAUUUCUGCGUCUUCAGGUCAUUCUCGUUAAUUUCAUGUAGAUCUUUUUUCUAUGUAUCAUGUCUCGGACAAAUUCUUUUUUAAACGCACGACAGUUCGACCGUCGUUGUCGCCAGUGUCCACCGUGUGCUUCACGGCGAGGUGAAGCAGACACGGUGACUUGCGCGUGAAUUUAGUUUAUAGGGAGUGUAGACUUGCGCUGCAUCUACCGCACUGUAUCCUCCUCCUCCUCCCCCUCCCCCUCCCCCUCCUCCUCCUCCUCCUCCUCCUCCUCCUCCACUUGGAUCCGAUUUCAAGACAGAUUCGAGGAGACCGGAGGUAGGAGAGGGCGCAGGUACCUGAUGCAGCUAAAACCCGCACCUAGGCGUUCCUUCAUACCUGGUCCACAACUCAUAGUAGUCAAGAUUUUCUGCACCAUGAAGGGGACGACUUUGAUCCCAAUUGGCAUGGCAUGGACUUCUAAGUGGGCGUGCAGCCGCAUUCCCAGUCUUGGCAUUUGUUGUGGGUGCGCAAUUCCAGUAACGCAUGCCGGACUCUGAUCAAGUCCCUAUGUUGGUCCAGCAAUUUGAUCCACUUGAAGCGGCGUUCGUCCGCGCCCUGGAACUUUGCAUGGCCAGCGUGAUCGGCUACACGUUAAGCGCUCGGUCGAGUACUGCUCCUUGGACAAUGCCGUUGCGUCAAAUUAUCUGAGCCGUUAUCACGCCACUAAUCAAUAAAUGCGAUGAAAUUGCGGCCAUUGACGACUCGCAUGUUAUCGAUCGGCCGGUCAUCGCAGCCAUGGAGACCAUCUGCGAUGACUAUGCGGUUAAACAGCAACUACAUCCUAUAAAUUCGACAACCAUUGUGCGUCCACCACUCCGAUCUGUUGCCCGCCCGCCCUUUACCAACCCGUUUGCCUGCUGACUAUACCAUUGCGUUCUGGUAACCGGGGCACUGUUUAAUUGCUGGCUGUGGAGUGCUCCUUACUUGCAUACGACUAAGCAAUUUCGUAUUUUAUAGUACCCUGGCAAUUGGGCCAAAACAGUCGCCCAGCACUAUGAUGACCUGAUCCCGAGCGUCGAGUCAAUGAACGAUCCGGAUGUAUGAGACUGGUACUUGAGAGCAUGGCAUCUUCUGGAGUUGUCGAUAAUAUGAGCACAUUUUCAUUCAACUGCGGGUAGUCCCGAUUGCAAGGAAUAUGCAGACACUGAAUCCCUGAAAAACCAACUAAACCCUGGGCUAGGAAGGAGAAUGCAGUGUCAUUUUUAACGGUUUCUGUGUGGUGCUGAAAGUGAGGGAAUGAGUUAGGCUGCUGGGACAAACUCUGUACCAAAAAACCGCAGCUAGUUCGAAGUGACCCACAUCGUGACGCAAACUUGGCAGGCGACAUAGCCUAGAUCCUGCCAGCUGUUUCCCAAAACCCACAGCAUUGACUGCAUUUAUCGGUUAGCUAGAGCCUCAGGACCGCGUGCGCUAUUCAAGGAUGCCUGAGCAACCUGAAGAGUCCUAUGGACCCUGGCAGGCCGUGAAUCGUAUCAUAUUGGGUGUUAUAGUGGCAUCCAUUUGCAGGCCGUCGCACUGCCAACAGCACUUACUUCCAAUGACCUCAAGUCAUUACUCAAACUCCGCAAUUUUUUGGAAAUGCGCCUUUUGUUUAUUUUUUUAAAUUAGCGCGCUCAUUUCCGUUGACAUACAAAAGCGUACGAUAAGACGCUAGACAAAAAUCCAAACAAUUUUUUCGUCUCCUUGCAUUUCGUCAGCUUACUGUCUGGCGUGCUGUCCCAACCGUAAAACCCCCAUUACCACCAUUCCCGUAUGACACGAUCUACAGUCUACCGACUGUUAAGUGGGCUCCUUCACCCUACCGUUACCGGACCCUUCUUAUGGUCGCUUAUAUAGGCAUUCGUUUAUCGUGACUGAUCUGACCGACCCCCUGCUGUAGGCUAAAAACUUUAUGAAAGAUUGUUUUCCUGUGUAGUUAUUGGCUGCCGACCCCGAGCCAUGUUGAGCCACAUGGAAGGCCAACCGCGUAGGGCUAGACCCCUGGGCUAGAGAUGUGCUAGGAGUCAGCUUUCAUCACCCCCCCCCCAGGCCGCCUUGACGCCGUUUCUACGCAGGGUCGGUUCAGGACGAGAUGAUAUCCGGGACAAUCUAGUCUUUAGGUUGGCUCAGGACACCUCCCGGACAGCUGAAUCGGCACAGGGAAGGGAGAUGCGGCAGUUGACGAGUUUCUAGUCCUGACCAGCCACAUAGGCACUCCGUGGCGAUGUCAGUAGAGAGACGGGUACGGGGAGCUGAACAUCGGUACCAUCGACCGAAUACGAGGUGGCAGCAUAGCUCUGCUAAGUGUGCCAACCAUGUCUAACAUCUGUACGAGCUUUUUGACAGCGACCUGGUUUACUCGCAGCUUGGUCUUCAAACGGACCCCACGCCGGAUGAAUACAGCGCCUGCCUAAUGAAUCUAAUGACCGAUUUAAUCCUUUGAGUGCACAACGAGCAUGGUCAUUUUUGGUCUUCACGGAACGUUUUGCAGACCCACGGUUACGCAUUCCCCGAAAAGCCUGGUUCUUGUAGUUGAUAUUGAACGGACAACCGCCCCUCACGCCAAUAUUGCUCCUCAGUAAGUUUAAGUAGAGCACGUUAUCCAAAGCACCCUGACCGUUCUAGAAUCCGGCUAAACAGUGGUCCAGUGGGCGACGGUUGCAUGGGACAGCAUCAUUAGCGAAGUGGUCUCCUCUAGUACGUAGGUUAGCAGGUUCCAAUCCAGCCCUUCGGCAUAACACUUUAAGGUUUCAGGAUUGUGCCGGGCAGUGGGUUAGGGUUUUAUUUAAUGCCGGUUAGCAUUCCUCGUGCCCUAAUAUCAGCACUGGUAGCCGAUUUUCCAGGUCGGCGCCUGUCACAUCUGACCCACAGGUGCUUAUUUUCCGGAUCAGGGGCCGUUCCACUCCUUCACCUGUGGAAGAGUCGGGCUUCCCGCAGUCGAACCAAGAAACAGGAGGGUUCCUGUCCUGUCACACUGCUGACGAUAAUACAAAUGUGGAAAAAACCGAAUGUUUGAUGUCCCAAAGAUUCUAAUUGCGGCUGACGACAUCUUUGUUAAAGACGAAGACCGAAUUUUUUUUCAGAAUGGUAUCCCUUUAUGCUUACAUCUGUAGACCUACUUUCUUCUCCGCCCCAUUUUUGGCUUUGUUAUCACCCACCAAAGAGGGAUAUGGCUGAUGAUGCGGAAUAAUUUAAAAUUAAUCAACCUGCCAUUCAGUAGGUUUGAACAUGCAUUUACCGACGACCGUACUCUAGCUGCAAUUUUUGUCAAAUGAUGAUGACUAUGGUGAUAGUGAUGAUGACGACGACGGCGAUGAUGAUGACGAUGACGACGACGACGGCGAUGAUGAUGAUGAUGAUGGUGGUGGUGGUGGUGGUGAUGAUGACGACGACGACGACGACGACGACGGCGGCGAUGAGCAUACAAUAAGGACGGUCGACAAAUGCGGCAAACCAGUUGUUUGCUUUGCUUGUUUUUUUUAAAUUUCAGGUACGUUGGAUGCGAUGUCCCCCCAUCUCCUCCACGUCGUAAACCACCUUUUUUGUCUUGGAAUUGUUAAAAAAAAACCCUACUUUUUGUUUCCUCCCCGGACAGCUCCCCGAAGAGAACGCCAGUUCAAAGGACGCCACUUUCUUGUCUGGCCCACGCAGAGCCCAUAAAGGCGCUGGCCGUGACUGGCAGUCAAAAUGCCCACAACCUGAUCAGUGUCAGCUCGGACGGUAAACUGUGCUCCUGGAGUUUGGACAUGCUGGGUCAACCACAACAGUCGCUGGAGCUGACUUACCGUCAGGCCAAAACUGUUUCUGCCACCUCAAUGGCCUUCUUCCCCGAGGACGCCAACAACUUCCUCAUCGGCGCUCUCGACGGCAACGUCUACUCAGGCUGCAGGCAUGGCAAGUGAGUCCUCUCUGUCCCAUGCAGUCGUCGUGACCGACGAUACCCACCGUGUGCCCCACGUUAGGGUGAGAGCAGGCACGGUGAAUUGCGCGGGAGUUGGGUUAUAACGAUGGUGGACUUGCAAAGCAUCUGACGCACUCUCUCCUCCUCCCCCACCUGGGCCCACCUGCAAUGUACACUGACCAGUAUUUACACCAAGAAAAAAAGGGCAGGGGACAGCGCAGAGCGAGCCUGCACCCGGGCUUCUCACCACACCCCGAGUGUUGGCAUUUGUCAUGGGUGCGCACUUCCGUUAACGCCUGCCGGAUUCCGAUCUAACCAGCCCAUCUACCACGUGACCAGCUUUAGGGACACAACACAACAGUUAAACCGUCCUGUCCAACGAUGUCCACCGUGUGCUCCACACCAAGGUGAAAGUGGGCAUGGUCACUUGCGCGUGAAUAAGUUUAUAGUGAGGGCAGACUUGCACAGGAUCUACCGCACCCUCUCCUCCUCCUCCUCCUCCUCCUCCUCCUCCUCCUCCUCUGCCUCCUCCUCCCCCCCACCUGUGCUCAUUGUCAAGACAUAAUCACGAAGACUGGAGGCGGGAGAGGGCGCAGGUGGCUAGCACGGCCAGAUCCGCAUCGCCAAAAGCCAAACCAAAAACAUCCGACUGUGUCGAGAUCUCAGGUCAUGAUAACAGUGGGGUGUGACUCACGUUCACACCGUGAAUUUAUAAACAUCUGCACCAUGUGCCGACACCUGUGAAUAAUUGGAGAAGUUUAUGCAAGUCUGCCUACAACGUAGAUUAGCGCUGAACGAAAUCUGGACUUCAUGGAGCCUAACAUUAGACACUCUCUUGAGUACUCUGCCAACCACCAAUGAGGCUCUCCCUCACAAAAGCCAUAAUUAAAAUAUCCCAGGACCCAAGUAGUAUAAACACUUCUUAGCCAUUGCCUCCUCUCAAUGGACCGGGACGUUUCUUAGUAAAGUUACGUCAGCGCGCAAACGGACAUUGCUUGUAUUCAGCGCUCCUUCUGAAUCUCAGUUACGUAAUAUUUUCUACCUUGUAAUUUGGAAGAUGAGGUGGCGAGCAUACGUAGCUUUCGAUAAAUUCUUGUCAGGCCAGUACACUUAUAUGGGAACGGGAUAGAAGUCAAACGUGUCAGCGAUAAGAGAAAUCGAUAAAAGUUUUCCUUAAAACACAGGCGGCGUGUGGGAAUGUGGGGGAGGGGGGUAAUAGUAGUCAUUGUCAGGGCCGGGGUGAGAGCGGAAGUGCGCGGGGGGGAGUUGCACCGUUAGUCAACCUUCGAGCACUGUAGGCGCGGAGCCUGAACGUGGUUCUUCUGUGCGCAUAAGAUUGGCUUUCGUAACCUAAUGGCGGCCGCUUCCGCUGUCGCGUAGGGUAGCUCGAUGGAACCGUAUAAAUCACACGAAAAGCUUCGUUGGGGUCCACGCGAUGUCAGAAAUCGACAACAUGCGCGAGAAUGGCGCUGCUUAUGCUCCUCGUUUCGCCUUUUCGCAGCCACGCCGGGAGGUGUUCUCGUAUUCUCUUGGAUAAGCGCCGACUCGGGCGACCAAUAUAACCUGCUCCACAGGAGCAAGUGAAGGAAUAUAUGCACAUUGAGGUGGUCUGCGGUGGCAACUCGUCCUUACCUUCUCCGCGUAAAAUAGGGUUAGUAGAGAAUGAUAUUUUAAGCCUUGCUGCUGGGAAGGUUCGCGAGACAGCUUGGUCAAGGCGUCUUCUUAGGAGUUCACUCGCCGCGUCCCCUUGGAAAGGGACUUUGAGGAAUAAAGUUUUCUUUUCAGCGGUCGGUGUGACGGGUUUGACCGGUCUUUCGGCAAUGUUCUUUACAAUAAAUCUGUCAAGAUACCCGUUUUCUCGAAGGAAGUCCCGGAUUUUUCUGAGCUCCUCCUCGAUGCUAUCGGUUGAGCAAAUUUUUCUAGCUCUUUGUGCCAAACAUUGGACUAGAUUUCACUUUUGUUGGAGGUGUACGAAACUGGCGAAGUUCGUGUAUUGUCCGGACCAGGGUUUCUUCCGAUAUACGCUUCUUCGAGCACUCCCGUCAGAUCUCCUGCCUAGAAAAACAUCUAACAAAGGGGGCGAACAGGCCGUUUCGAUCUCCAGCGUGAAUUUGAUCGACGGAUGUGCCUGAUUUACCGCUUCUAAGAGGGUAGCUACGUCGGUUUCUGCAGUGGCAAUUGCAAAGCUAUCAUCAACAUACCGACCGUAAUGCUUAAGCUUAUCGAUCUGAUCGCUUAGUUGGAAUCUCUACAAUUCGCCCAUGAAGGCAUCGGCAAGGAGAGGUCCAACGGGUGAGCCCAUAGCAACGCCGUCUACUUGUCUAUAGAGUUGGUUGUUUAUUUAUCUGAGAACUUAGGUAGACGCCUCCUGGGCCUCCUGAUUUUCUGCAAAACACACCUGCUCAGUCAACCUCCCUCCCUCUCUACCGGUCGUCAAGGUAGUCCUGGUUGGGGCCAGUCUUCAUGAGCGAUGCCUCCCACGCGCCACAAGGCACACUGUCCGGCGGCAGAGCAUGGUCGCUGUCCUUUGAUUGGCCCGCGGCGACUAGAGAAUCUGCCAAUCCUCCGUUCGAGGGCAAACGUGCGCUUUCAUGCGAUUUCACUGACGUGUAAGCAUGCCAGUCGGAAGACUUUUUGGCUGGUGUGUUUCCGCUGAAAAAAGUGAGUGAGUGUGCGUGUGGUAGGCGCAAGGCCAGCCCGACGCCCAAACCGGCCCUCUUCGGCCGUCUUCACAACCGUAAGAGGAUGGUACUAAGAAGAGCGGGCGAGGCUGGUGCUGUUCCGGCUCGCCGCACUCACCACUGUGUCUGACGAUCAGAAUAACUUGAGUCACUGCUAUCACCAUCAUCUUUCCUAACUGCGUGACCGGGUAAGUGCGUAGGCGGGUUGCCAAAUUUAGCGACAGUCAUUUCAAGACGCCUGUUCAGUACAGCUGACUACGCUCAUUUCAAGGUCGAUUCUCCUCACGCCCGCAUACACACACAGUCAACCAGAUGACGCAUCCAUCCCACAGGACUGGAACUAUCGUAACACUGCGUCUGCUCGAAGUGCAUGUUUGUUUGGUACGCUUAGACCGCAACAAGCUCAUUCAAUCAAUCUGACAUGAAUAAUCUUCGGAGAUGACUUGCGGAUCGCCUGCUUCAUUUCCCCACUCCCCAACUGCUGUGUCCACUCCGUGAAGCACACUGUGGACUCCGUCGCUUGAGACGGUCGAACUUUCGUCCACUAACCCCUCCCCCCAUUCCUAUCGGGCUUCCGUGGGAAUACCUUUUGGGACGUUUUAGAAUAGACUUGAAGUCAGUGGUGGGUAGAACCAAUCUCCAAUGUCAGCUUUGCCUUACGUCGACCACGAAUGAUGAUUGGACUCCGUAGGUCAAUACUUUAUCAUCCAUGCGGAGGAUUCGUCUAGUACAUAAACCUACACACAUCGGGACGCAUCUAAACUCGUUGUCUCGCCCCCCCCCCCCACCCGUUCAACGUAUCUUUCUUGCUUGCCUUGCUUCUGGGCUGAUCGCAGCCAGAAUAGAUUCUAGUCUGACCGGCCGCGAUAUGGACACGUCUGCAAGCAGAAAAUAGAGCGAGUAGUUAUCAUGUUAUAAAGGGACAAGAAGAGGCGCACGUUAGUUUCCCACAUACUGACUGUGUAAAGGACUGAGGAUGGUAUUUUUAGUUCCUGCUGUUUAACCUUCGACAAUUAUAUGCGUAUGUGAGUGGGCUUGCACUUUUACUACACACGCCACUUGGCAGCAACAUGACUGCUUGAGCUCUGCAUCAGUGUGGUACGAAGCUAUGCCGAAUUGAACAGGGGGCAGUUGUGCGCCUGCCAUCUAACGCGUCACAUUCUUUCUCCUUCCGGUCGGAAGAAAUAUGGACGCUUUUUGAGGAACUUGUAGAAUCCAGUCAGUUUGUAGGAGUGUGCCGCUGCGCUUAGAGGGAAGUAAAGGUGACUUCGCCGAUCUGCAAGUCUUCCCCUACUGCAUUUAGGCACCUGGCCGCCACAACGAGUUGCGUUGUUGCAUUAUCCCUGAGCAGACAGCUCUGUGGCGCACGUCGGAUGGAGAAUUUUCGGCGCUUCAGAUGUGCUGGGCCAAAACGGGUAUUAGAGUGGAUCGUGGCACGCGUUUAUCGGUCUGCGCCGGCUCCGUGACAGUUCGACCAUCGUUUUCGAUGAUGUCCACCGUGUGCCCCACAGUUACAGCAGCAAUGGGAUCAGGGACGGUGACUUACGCAGGGGUUUAUAGUGCCGGCUCCGUACGGCUGCUGUGUAUGUGUGUGGUGCGCCUUGGACGUAAGCCUUCACGCCGCGUCAGUCACUGCGCCAAAUCAUGUCACCUGUUGGCUGGACGGGCUCGGACCGGUGCAUGGGGGGGAGGGAGGGAGAAGAGAGGCCGACACUGGGGAAUCCUUCCCCACGGCAGACCAGCGUACUCCUCACUGUAGUAAAUCUGGCGUGCUUCAACCUGUCACGACGUGUUCCAAGAGUCGUGACUCGGAAGGCCGCCAACUGACUCAGAACUGGGAGUCAGGCUGCAAUGGCUCUUUCUUAAUGUGAGAUCGAAGGCGCAUUUAUGAAAAGACCCGGAACAUGCCGUGGGGAGAUGGGAGGGUACGCAGGUUGCUGUAAGCUCUAAAAAAUAAAACCGAAAAAGAGAGUGGACGGCGUAAGGGAUGUAUCAGACCCGCUGACCCUCGUCAGCCGAUCAUUCUGCGCACCAGGUCAGGGCGACGCAGUGAACAGAUGUUGUCAAAAAAGUCACUAAGUAUGCUCUUAUGUGCUCAUGUGUCUAUAUGCCUCUCAGUUUCUUAGCGGCUUUGAUGUCACCAAAACUAACAUCCUGAUCCGCAGCGUUUUUGUUUUAUUUCAAACCACAACUCACUGGAUGCCCCCUACCUCACUGCGUAAAAGACGGGAAACUACGGCUAUCACACCACGCGACCGCGCAAACCUAGCCUUUUUCUGUGACAUAUGUUGGAAGAAGGAUAUGAACAACUCCUGUAUAUAACGCAUACUGCCGUUAAUAUUAAGAUCGAAAACGUGGGACUUCGAUUAAACAUGACUGCAUUUGGCCUGGACGUUCGAGUGAGAAAAGGCAGCGAAUAUGCGUCUCGUUCUUGGGAGUUAACUGCGGUUUUAUUUCUUGACAACCGACGGGUGGCUUUUUGCGCUCAGUCCAAUGUCGAGCAGUUCUAACUCCUGAGGUUAACUUCACUCAACUGAACUGGCACAUAUCCGUUAAGUUCCAUCGUUGUGACUGAUAGUGUCCACCGGCUGUUCAACACAACGGGGCGAGCCACGGACUUCGACUUACUCUUGGAGUAGUUUGUAGUGAUGGUAGACUUUCGAAGCAUCUAUCGCACUCAUUCCUCUUACUUCACCUGGACGCGGUGUCAAGACACAAUCAAGAAGACCGCAGACGGGAGAGAACGCAGGUUGCUGGCACGGCAAAACUCCACGUUUUGGCACUCGACCACACGCCCUGGUCCGCACUUGGCCAGGAUUUAUACCACAAUAUAGGGCAGGGAUCUGCACGGAUCCUGAUGUGCGUUCCGUGAGCCUGCACAUGGUCUGCCGUCACACCUUCACUGUCGCCAUUUGUUAUGGGUGCGCAUUUCCGACAACGCCCCCCAGACUCCGAUCUAACCAUUGUGUUGGUUCACCCCAUCUACCGGGCGGUCCGUUUUGAGCCCAAUGACCGUUAAGUACAGACAGCUUCGUUUUUGACUUACCCUUCCAUUUGCUUAGCGCGUCUCCCGUUAGCCCUACAGAUGCGCGGGUCCAAAACGGGAGUUAGACUGAUUAACACCAUGCGCUUACCGAGCAUCUGCUCAGGCGUGUGGUGGUGCACCUUAGUCGUCGGCCGUCACGCCGCGUCAACGACUGCAUCCACUUCCAUCACCAGCUGGUGGAAAGAUCCAAACAGUCAGCGACACUGAGAAAUCCCUCCUCACAGCAAAUCCGUACAUCCCUCGGUCAAAAUAAAUCUGACGCGUUGGGAUCUGUCACGAGGCUCUACGAAUCGGGGCGUCGAAGGUCGCCAAACGACAGCAUAACUCGCACCUUCUCUGGACUGAGAGAAGGUCUGCAGCGUGGGCUUCUACGACACUUACGCACGUGAGAUUCGAGCCCGACACAAGUAGCGAAGAGCGGGUUGUUCGUGGCCCGUGUAGAUGGGCUGCUUCCCUUCGUCAACCAUUGUGUUCGCGCCCACCUCCGGCAUUGCUACCAGUGCCAUCGGAGCAGGGAAGCGGAAGUGCAGCAGAUGCUUUGCAAGUCUGCCCCACUACAAAUUAACAUCUAGGUCACCGAUACUGCGCCCACUCCCUGGGACACACAGUGGACGGCCCCGCCUGCGACGGUCGGGCGAGCGAGGACGGAGUGAGACUGUCACUGGGAAAUCCUUCUCCACGGCAGAUCAGCGUACUCCUCGCUACAGUAAAUCUGGCACGCUUUAACCUCUCACGACAUGGCUUGGAAGGCCACCAACUGACGAAAUAACUCAGAACUGAGAGUCAGACUGCAGUGGCUCUUUCUUAAUGUGACUUUUAUGAGACUCAAUCACGUGAGAUCUGACGCGCAUUUAUAAAUCCCCUGGCACGUGCUCUGCGGACCGGGUGGCGUGUGGCACGCGCAGGCGGAAUGUUUAACUUUGUCAGCCACCACAUCAGAGCUCACCUCCGGCCAUCCCGUCACUGUUCUCCAGUCGGAGCAAGACGAGUGAGGGGCGACAGGUAUAGAGUGCGCUAGAUGCUGCUCAAGUCUGCUCCACCAUAUACUUCAUAUGUGGCUUGGUUCGCGCGCGCGUGUAGCCAUGGGCGAUUGCCUGGCACGCGUAGAGGUGGAUUUAGCAUCGUCAGUCACUGCUCCCACGCCCAUUUCCAGUUGUGGAUUUUCCUCUCCAUCGGAACAUCGUAAGCUGGGAAGUGGGAUUGGUUUUGGAUAAGUGUUGUCACGUAGGAGUCAUCACCGUCGUCGCAGGCAGUGGCGUUUUUUGUCAAGUAUGAUUGGCCGGUUGUUUCAGCCCAGUUCAUGUGAAAGCCACCACUGCCCUCCCCCCGCCCUUUCUUGGGGGGUUGUGGUAGUCCUCGGGACCCCAGUGGACCUAUUACGGAUAUCUACUGGCUCCGUUCUUACAAACCUGUCAGAAUCAAUUUUCUGCUGCUGUUGCUGUUCCAAUUCCUUUCACUUUUUGGCGAACAUGCAACAGAUAGCGAAAUUGAUGAAGCUGCCUUAAUUCACAAAAAAUGUCCUUCUACCUCAAUAGCCUACCCAAACGCCAAACUACAAAUUAGUGGCUGUGAGUACAAAAAGUCUCGAAAAUGUUGAUGCUUUUUCUCAGAAGAACCAAUUUUUUGCACAGCAAGGCGGAAAUUUGAAUCACAUAAACAUACUUAAAUUACAGAACUACGCCAUGCAUGGUCACACAAACAACUGAAUAAAUCUGCAUGCGGAAUGAGGCCUGCAAAAACCCCUUUCAGACACUGCUCGGGUCAAUUAUCUCCUAGGAAUUAAUAUAAUACCCCACAUGGCGACCGGCAGACCACUCUGGUUGACCAGCCAAAGGUGUUUUUGUUUGGCGUCCUACCUGAGGUGGUCGUUGGAAUAUAAAUUGUAAGAUAAAACUUCAAGAGGUUUGACACCGAUAUCAGAACUUUGUUAUGAUUAGCGAAUGCAAUCGUGAGCAUUCCAUUUUCUGUGCACAAGAUGGAUUUCACAUCCGUCAAAUUGAUGUUUAUCCCCUCUGGCGACGGUAGAACCUUUGAGUUGACCUUCGACUUCCAAUGUACUCAUCCGGUAGCUAAAAGAGACCUUUUCCAUAUUUAAUCGGAUGUUUCAACAGUCAAAAUAAGACGUUCCACGUAAGCCCUUGGCUGUGUAGUGGGUCCUCAGAAGUUGUUAAAUCGUUUCGAAAGCGCAUUGCCAGAGAAAAUGGACAUCCACAAUCUCAAUUCCUUCGAUUAGUAUAUUUAUCAGAUGCAGACGUCCCGACAUAAGUGUACUCUUUAAAAGCAGUUUUGGUGGCAUUUUCUAAGUGGCCCAUUAUCCACGCGCUUCAUCUUUUUUUCCAAAGAACUGGCACAUUUUCUCCAACAAGUAAAGAAGUCCUUCGUUUAAUUGCUUUGGGACCGUUUCCUUGCGUAAUUCUGGGAUCCAGUCCCUAUUACGGAUUCGGUGAAAAGUUGCGCCGUACAUAUUUAAUUGGCGUCUUCUCCGUCUAGAAAUUGCCUACUAGUUGAAAGUAUAAAAGAAAAGCGUAUUGCCGUUUGUGUUGACGUUAAAUUGACAAAGGCAUGCUCGGACAUUACGUAGUCACUUCCGAAAUAUUCGUUGGCCCUUGGAAGUUACUGUCGUAGUUCGACAAGAGAUUUCUUGCUAGCACUAUUAUUGUGCCGAAUUGCGCAGAUUUACAAAGCAGAAUUUCUAAAUCCAAAAGUGCGUUUGCUGUCCCAGAGACAGCAUGACUGUUCCCAUCCUACACACCUAAAAAUCGAUUUCCAAUUUCCCAAAGGCCGUUUCAGCACACUCUUUAUCGCCUAAAUUUGUCUCCUCUCCCAGAGAAGCCUGUGCAGGGACAUAAAUGUGGUUUGCCAUAGUCGUUAAUGUAGAAAAUCGCCUGGACACUAAGAGAUAUCGAUUUUCUCACAAUAUCCUAUUUUUCUUCAAUUUAAGAACGUAUCAUAUGAAGAGGAAUGUUAUUAACGUAACUUCUAGACCCGCUGAAUAGAACUCACAAUACACACGAGCCAUCAUGAUUCCCAGUAUCAUGCUUCGAUCCGAGCUGCUUUUACAGUGGCCUGGUGUGGACCAGAUCGUAUGUGGCACGUGUACAAAAGCUGUUUCGUCUUGUCAGCCACUGUGCUCAAGUCCUCCUUCUGCCAUCUUGAUACUGUUUUGCCAUUAGAGCAAGGUGGUUGAGGUGGGCAGGUGAGGGUGAGAUAGAUGUAGCGCAAGUCCACUCAGCAGUAAAUUAAUUCACUCGUAAACCCAUUCCGUGGGUCACGCUGUAGAUGUCGUUGCGUGCGACGGUCGGACGAGGGUGAAGAUACUGAAGCCGACACUGGGAAAUCCUUCUCCACAGCACACCAGCGUACUCCUCGCCACAAUAAGCAGAGUGGCAUUACCGACAAAGACAAAGGAGACUGGAAUGGCCAUUUCUGGCUUAUUAGCCGUCGUCAGCCAGUCAUACCCAACACCGAAAUGUGGAACACCCGUGGUCCGAACUCGCGACCUGUUAGAAGUCCAACGCCUCUAACCACUGGGUCACGGGCCCGUUUUCCUGUCGGUUGCGAUCCGGUCUGUGGUUUGUAGUUUCUCACUUACAGUAUUGGCACAUUUAAACUCACCUACAGCCCCUAGAAAGUAAUUUUUUCACCCUAUUUGACAGACCACACGCUCCUGUUAUACCCUGAGUGUCUCCUACAGUAAACCAACAGCAGCAGUGCCGUACUACAGACUGCCUUACGCUAAAUUCCAGGUCGAGUUUGGGUUAUGCGGGUUUCCGUUAGAGUUGGGAUUGGAGUUAGGGUUAAAGUCAGGGCACGGGAUUGGAUACCUUUGCGGAAAGUUUGCGCAAGACCACCCGUCGUGCGGUGAUGAUCCAUAGUCCCAUGUCCACUCAAAGGGUCGAGUGACGAUAGUUGUUUGACUGCCACCUGAUCUAGGGAGAGAGACUGUUCACUGUCCUGUAUUCGGCAGAAAAAUGCAUGGAUGUUUGUGCAUGCCCGUUCCAAAGGAAUUAAGGAAUUCAUAUUGACCUAACUGUGAAAAACUCGGCGCCUCGGUGGGAUUCGAACCCACUCAGCAAGGGGAAGGCUUUAGCACAGCCAACGCUAUAACCACUUGAGCUACGGCGCCUCGCUGGGCGACGCGAGUUUAAUCACAUUUGGGUCAAGUUGCCCGCCCAACCUACUGCAACGUCUGGAAUCCACCAAAUCUGAUACAGUAAGUUGACUGCCCAGGCAGGAUUUCAUCUAGAAUCCACAGGUGACGCAUCUAACCUCGGUGUUUAGCCCCCCCCCCCCACCUGUUCAAAGUAUCUUUCUCCCUGACCUUGUUUCUGGGCUGAUCGCAGCCAGAGUAGAUUCUAGUCUGGCCGGCCGUGAUUUGGGACUCUCUGUAAGCAGAAAAUAAAGUGAGCAGUUAUCAUGUACUCGUGAAGCUGGGCAGCACCCCUAGACAUUCUGAUUGGGGGAUUAAGAAAGGAGAGGGUUUACGUUGAAUUCCCUUCUUUCCAACUACACUUCGGGGUAUUGUCACGGCACUACAUCACAAGCAUGCGCAUUCGUUUCUCAAACAAGGAAAAAGGAAUGCUGGAAAAAGUAAUAAGUAGCUCUAAUUUCGGGGACCGACAUAUCCUCCUAAUGUUGUACAGCGUUCUGCAAAUUGAUGGAGGUCUGAGCGCAAGCACUGUCAGUCGAACAUACCUGCUAUACGCCCUUGUACGUAGUUUUAAUUUCACACUUUCCGCUGAACUGGGUCACUAGCAUGAGAGGUUUUAAACAAUAGAUUUAGAGGAUAGAGCCUGCUGCACUCACUAACACAGGCUGGGGGCAUUCUUCAAGUAUGUCCUCCUGCAUUGCUGCUAAGGUCACAGACUUGGUCGAUGAGUGCUGAUUCUUCGCUGGGUACCUUUGUCCCCCUGACUCAUUGACCCCCCCCCUGGUCUGAAGCACGUAAAGGCGUCCUUGAGCUCUCUGCUGCUGCUGUCGCCUAUGCCAAGUCACGCAUAUACCUCUCGCCACGCCUGCACGGGUGCGUGUUGAGAGAUCUUUGCGGUACGAGCAAACACGCAUGAAACGCUGGUGACGGUUUUUGCUUACACCUCUAACUGAAAAAGUUCUCAUGAAUGCGUUUGAGAAACCGUCUAUCGAAGAACGUAAUUUCAAGUCAGCUCCUGCACUGUAAUGGGGUGUCGUUUAACCGAGUAUCUUUCUAGCCACUUGUGAAAACACGAGGGAAAAUACUACUUAAGAAAUGUGCAUUUGCCAUUAAUGUUUAUGCAGGUAAACAAUCUUUAGGGAGAAUGUGCAGUGGAUAUACUCAUCGACCUUGUUUUAUAGGGAAUUGCGACUCCAUCAAAGUGACUACCUGAAGGGAGGGAACAUUUCGAUUUAUGGAAUUUGAUUCAUACCGGUAUAUUUUGAAACGCAGCCUGUAUUUUCAUCUGUUCCUAGGGUUUUUAAACUACCUGUUGUCUGCCUUUAAUGAGACGAAUUCACAUACAUGUCUCUGUAAAGUGAUCGUUUCGCACUCCUGUGGUAUUGCAAUACAGGUGCAUUUAUACAGAUCCCAACAGUGGACGGAAAAUUUACGCCAUGCAAGUGGCUAUCAUUUUUUCGUGCAUGGUUUACGCAGACGUCCUGCAUGCUAGCGCACAGGUACUAACAUGAGGUUUAUUUCCUCAACUUCCCUUAUCAGUUUUGAAGCCUAGCCUAAGAUAACAUAAGCCUUUAAAAGCCCAUCGAAAAGCCCUCAAUCAGUGUUUCAUAAAUUCCGGCCCGUACUCUAGGCUCCUUAAACAGUCCUUAGAGCAUAGCUCUGGUCUGGUGGUAAAAGCUUCCUCAAUACUCACCCUACAUGCUGGCGUUAUGUUGUUAUUUAAAAUUGCCUCGUGGAUCGGCCUGAGGGUACACAUCGAAGGAGAGAAGUCAGAACACCAUGAAGGGGAGUUUAGUACACCGAGCUCGUUGUCCGACCUCGGAGAGAUGUGGCAAACAACUGAAUGACCAGCCUGUGAAGGUUUCCGUUGAAUGCUUCGAAAGAUUGGUUAGCCAACACGUGUAGGUUUUCAGCAAGCUCUCAUCGGGUCUGUACAUUUACAUAAGACGUUGGCGACGGGCUGCGUAAUUGGAUUACCUGGUGGCAGUUGGUCAGGCUUCACGAGUUCACAUAGGGUGUGCAAAAUAAAGGUGCGGGGCGGUGGAGAGAGAGAGAUAAUCCCGAGUUUUGGUUUAAAUGUCCGAGAGCGUCCAGUUGGAAGCGCCCUCUAUUCCUGCUAGUCGUUACCUUGACCAUUAUAGUGGCAGCGCGUGCGGUCCAUGUGCCGAAAUCUAAUUUCAUAAGGGCGGGUGGGAGGGCUUACACGUCUUUCGGUAGUUUUAUUACUCGACUAAAGACUUCCCAGACAACUAAUACAUUUGGUUUCCUACCAUUAACCAACCGGCGUUUCUUGAAGUCUGCUUACCAAACAUCGAGUAGGUCCCCCCUUUCCCUUACAUACGAGCCUUUUUCUCUUUCUUGACCUGGUGCAUGUACUCCGAGCACCUGGAAAAAAGCAUUCUCAGGCGCCCUCCUUCAUAGUGAGAGCAGAUAACGCCUGAAAGAACCAUAAAACGCCUAUGGGGUGCAUUUGACCAUGUCAAGAAUGCUGGAUAGCACAGGAUGAUAACACGGUGCCACCCCGCGUUUCACAGUACAACUGUCUGUGCGGUUGCAGGAGAGAAGCCUAUGCGACGGCUGAUUAUGUAUUAAGAGCUGGAACUCCAUCGAGGUAUCCGUCGUUGAGAAGUGUUGAGACGCAUGGGGCCUAGUGCACCGGCUCUACCAUGUUGCUAUGGCAAAUGUCGUGUUGGGGCAGUUUGGAAGGCAGCCACAUUCGCUUGGGAGUGGGCGGUUGCCGAGCCUCUGCUGUUCUACGUAAGGGUUGCCAAAAUUAGGUCACUUGACUUGAAAUUGGUGAUCGUCUUCUCAGAUGUUGAUAUCAGUGAAAGUCUCCCGCCGCCCUGUUCCCUCCGUCUCCGUGUAUUUUAUCACUGUCGGGAGGAAAACCAUACCUACGGGGGAUUUGACUGCCAAGUAGGUAAUGGACGACAGAGGCAAGUCCAGAUUUUGGGCUGUAGCAGUCAACGAAGUAAGCAACUAGAUGCGUCGUUCCCGGUAUCGCGACCGCUACCUAAGGCGCUUCGUCCACAUUAAACCCGUAGACGUGCCGUAUGUGCGUGUGUGUAGACCGGUCCGCUAGCUCGCUUGCUUUCAUUGUUAGCCUCAUCCUCCCUUUGGGACAACGACGGAUACCACCCUGAAUCAUCGUGCGCCUUGGCUGGGUUGUGGUGAUUAUGAGUCUGGCCUGCCCGUUCACGUAGAACCUCUCCGAAAUGCCUCUUAUUCGGAGAACGCAGACCUUAAGUGCUGUCGCAGGCCUCAUCAUCUUGUCACUGCUUUGCCAGUCGUCGGAGACCUUUUACUGGGUGUAUUUUAAUCUCUACUUCAUGUUUCGGGCCGUGCUUUCGGUAGAACACUGUGACUUGCAACUGUGUCGUUCGCAACUGCAAAAAUACCCUUUUAGAAUUCGACCGAUCCCGUACUUUUAGGUUUCACCAACUCAGGAGGUCUUGCUUUCACCGGUUGACUAACAUGAGCCGGUUGCUCAAAGAACGAUCUGGGGCCACGCACUUUGUGCUGCUAGGUCACGCCGUGCCGUGAUUCAGUUGCUCCUGAUGUCCAUUCUUCGCUCCUGAGCUCAUAACGGCAUACUUAGCCGGUACUUUUUCUUGUACAGUACUAGAAACCCACGUCUUUUUUGUCGUCAGCCUGUGACUGCACUCUUCGCAUAGUCUGCCGUCAUUUUUACUGUCAGCAGUAAGACAUUACACUAGCCUUGUGUCAGAAGACAGACGGAGGGUUGCAUGUGUAAGGUCCACCGUAUCACAGGUCUCUUAUUCUGGCGAUUUGUGACAGAAGAUGCCUCAUUAGGCGGUGCUUGUUGAUCCAACUGUCCGAGAAAAGUACUUACGUUACGAAGUGUCUGGUGAACGGGACUAUCACAGGGUGUUUGUCCUUCAGUGUCGUCAUGGCCAAGGAGCUUUAUAACUGCUUUCAUGAUGAUGAUGAUGAUGAUGAUGAUGAUGAUGAUGAUGAUGAUGAUGAUGAUGAUGAUGAUGAUGAUGAUGAUGAAAAGUGAACAUAUCUCGUUAUUGAUAGCUGACGGUUUCAGAAGAUAGUCGGAUUCCAAUGCCAUAGAGAAAAGUUUCUGAUAAAUGGCCAUAGUGAAACCCACAUCGACGCCGCUUACAGCGUUUUUGCCAGCCUUCGAAGAUUUACCUGAAGCUCUCGAGGUAUUUGACAUGACAAGGGGAUCUGUGGGUACCGGACGCCAGUGCUCCUCUACAUUAUGCAUGCUGGUCCCUGAGGAAACUGUACACUCGUGACCAGCAUAGUUUGAGAACUAUCCCUGGAAGGAAGUAUACAGACUUCUUCUAAACAGGGCAGUCCGUAUUCAUCAUGACAACCUUACUGUACGUGAAAGACGGCUGAAGUGGUUUGGACGCAUUGUUAAUCGUGCACAUCAUCACGCCGGUCCGUUUUUCUUUUUAACUAUCAAGUGUGAAAGCACGGCAGUCACCUUGUGACGGUUAAGUUGCUUUCCGGCACAAACGUUUCAGAGAAUUUUUUGGCUUUCCAUUGUCGAGGCGUUAAAUUCACAAAGUCUAACAGAAAUUCGAAUGAUUAGCCACGCUGGUCGGUUCAGAGCCGUUUGAUUUUUCUCUUCCUUCGCUGCCGCGAUCUUUUGGCUGACUUUUGGCAGAGUCGAUGAGUGCCUACGUUAGGAGUCAUCACCCCGGUAAAGGUUGGUUGGCCGUCCCAUGAGGUAGUUUGGUCUGAUGGCUUCUCAGCUUCCCCGUUGAGUGAGCUCUUCGGAGGGCAGUGUCUUGUCGAUUUUUUAAAGAUCUGUGCAACCGCCUUGUCUUGGUCUUUAUUUAGGUAGUACCACAGGGCCUUGUAGGCCGGGGAAAGGUCAGUGCACCUGUCGUUGGAGUCAGCAUAUUCACCGACACCUCACAGCCGAGGCUAAAAGACUCAUGGAAUGACGCUCUUUAAGUACUUCUUAGUUAAUAGCCUUCAUUGGUAGACGUUCUGUUUUUAAAAGGCUUAGCUAGGACAAAAGGGAGAGCCUCCGUAAAGGCCACGUUAAGAGGUACCCCUCGCAGAAUUCAGCUACUUUCAAUGAUGACCGAGUCGGCUCAUCAAUUGGCAAUCAUUCAAACCACGACUGUUGGUUCGUCUCGGUUAGUUCUUGUGCGUCAACUUUAUCACAUGCGGACAGCUGUCUCGGCUGUUGUCUAUGUGGAAGGAUACCUAAGAAUCUGCCUACAACACCUUCCCUCCCACCAUGCACCGGUGAUAUGCCUAUGAAAUUGGCGGGCAAUGACUCCGACGCGCUGUGGGCCUCAACUUAACGCAUUCCACUCACACAUGUACCAGUAGCUCCUGAACUGCGCCGACACGUGGAAGUUCACUCGCAGCGUCUCCUUGGAAAGGGACUUUGAGGAACAACGUUUUCUUUUCGGUGGUCAGUGUGGUGGGUUUUGCGGGUCUUUCUUCGCGAAAACGGGUAUCCUGACAGGUUCAUUGCAAAGAACCUUAGCAAACGACCCGCAGAACCCACCACACUGACUGCCGAAAAGAAAACUUUGUUCCUCAAAGUUACUUUCCAAGGAGAUGCUGCGAGUGAAAUUCUAAGAAGACGCCUUGAUCAAGCCGUCUCGAGAACCUUCCCAGCAGCAAGGGUUCACAUAUCAUUCUCUACUAACCCUAUUUUACGCGGAGAAGGCAAGGAUGGACUGCCAUCUCAGACCACCUCAAUGUCCAUCUACUCAUUCACUUGUUCCUGUGGAGCAGGUUAUAUUGGUUUUACGAGUCGGCGACUUUCCAAUAGAAUACGAGAGCACCUUCCCGCAUGGCUGGCAAAAGGUGAAAGUAGGAGAAUAGACAGCGCCAUCCUUGCGCAUGCAGUGUAUUCAGGGCAUCGUGUGGACCCCUCGGAAGCAUCUCGUGUGAUUUACAAGGUCCCUUCGAGCUACCCUAAGCUACUAGGCCAGCGCCUAUUAGCAACAGCAGAAGCGGCCGCCAUCAGGUUACGAAAUCCGACCCUAUGCGCUCAGGAGAACCUCGUUUAGGCUCCGCGCUUACCGUGGUCAAAGGUUGACUAACCACAUACAACAUUCUGCGCCCUUCCGCUCUUGCCCAGCUUGUAUUUUAAAACUUAACUUUCGUCGAUUGUUUCUCUCACCGUACCCCGUCCCAUAUAACUCUACUGGCCUGACGAGAACUUAUCGAAAGCAACGUUCGUUCGCCACCUUUUCUUCUGAAUAUAGCUAUGGGGAUUUUCACAACCCUUUCAGAUUUGUUUGUAUGUAUUACGUGCUGGUGUGAAUUAGAUUCCAGCUCCGUAUUUGCUACUCAAGACAUGCCUUUGACUUACAACAAUCUUUAAAAUUCUCUCUGUUCUCGUCUGCCUUAUGUAACCGGAACAAAAUAAGCAAUCACCUAUGCGAUCGCGCGGCCCCUCCGCAUAUCUGACUGAAGUGUGUCUUUCAUUUGACAAAUGGAAGGUACCAUACUCUAGUUAAAGAGACCAUCCGGCAAUUCACCUUGGUCAGCAGACUUCAUUUACUCGCGUAGCUUCAUACCCCUGACCACCAGACGUCUGAAAUUCCAUCAAUGAGUCUUCUGGCCAUCACUUUCCAGUUUCCAUCUACUUCGUCACUUCUCGGAAAAUCAUUUUAAUCCGUACAACUUGGCGCCUGUGCUGUUUUCCUGCUUAGAGGAACCUGAGCAGAGACCACAACUUAGCCCUAAAUUAUGUUCCCCUGAUAUUUAUCUCAUCAUGGGAGCGCAACCUAGCAUCUGUCCACAUUAAGUUACGUCGUAGAGACGAGGAGUGUUUAUUAGGCCUAUGCGCUAGCGGACCUAUCUCAUGAAAGGUGAUUUCGGUUGGAAACUAUUACAUAGGUGAGGUUUUAAUAUUGAUUAUUGUUCAAGAGAAUCGGUAGAUAUUUCGCACACGUUAAAAUGCCGGCUCUUCAAUGAGCUCCUCUCCGGUCGACUUCAAAAAUGACACUCUGUCCUCACUCUGUCUUGUCAUUAGAAUUCCGGCCAAUUAAACAUCCAACAGAUGGGCUGUUUCGUGGGCUGCGUUUCUGAAAUAUGUUUUCGAUUCGAAAAAAUUACGUGAGUAGGGCCGUGAUAUUGAUUGUCGUGCGGCAUAAUCUGAAGAUGUCUCAGUGACGUCGGGACGCCGGUUUUUAAACGACCUUCUUCCCGACCGCUAGCAAAAACUACACUCGGCAAAAGUAACCACUUCAGUGGUAUGAAUCCUCACAUUGAUUUACGAUGCCCCUAUUUAUCCAAGCAUAUUUUAUAGAAGACACAGAGAAACGUAUUUUUGUCUUACUGAUUUGAUGGAAAAUCACGUUAUAUUGAAAUUCUGUAUCUAGGAAAAGGGUAUCAUUCAGUUCAGAAGUAGUUUGUGAGUAUGGGAUUUUUUAAGAUUGCUAGAUGCCCAUUCGUAUACCGUCGCGUCUCCCGCCACUCAUGAAUUAAACAACAUGGUCCGCAUCCAUUGUAAAAUUUCAUGAGUCUUGCAUUAUUUCUUCCUAAUAGCGUAGAUAAAUGUAUGACUUUACUUACACGGAAAGUAUACUGCAUGUAGUCUGGGAACCCUAAGCGAAAGUGCAACUGUAGGUUGGGUUCAAAAUUAUUCGGAAAUCGGAAGUUCUUAAAACCGAAAGGUGCGUAUUCUUAAGUACACAACCUGAAGAAGAUGUAGUUUUCCACCAAAUGAGUGCAGGGAGGAACAUUUUUAUCUACGUUCUCCACCAAAGUAGUCAUUUUUCUACCCAGUUGAGUUUUUGCGCACGACCGGAAAGAAGCCAGCAUCCUGGCUUGACUGGCAUUUGGGUGAUACUGCACCGAAAUCAACAUUACAACCGCGUCUAAAUAAUCCGUCGUAAUCAAGAACGUAUUUCAGAAUUUUAGAUAACAUUUCAUGAGAUAGGCCAGCUACUGUAUAUCCAGUUAAACCGAUGUGGGGAAGUACUGCUCCUUUUUCGCACGUUCCCCUUCUCACCCUAAACAGGUUUUUGCGCCAGGUACCGUGAGAAAUAAGCGUUAACUCACCUGGCCUGGUUGUAGGCCGCUGUGCUAAUGUUGUAUUCUGCUUCUGAAUUAUUUGUCGGCGUCAGCAAUAAAUAAAUCAUUUGUAGCUUUUACAAUUUCCUCUCUUUAUCGAUAAUAAUUCGCUGCUGUUUACCGGUCCUUGGUAUGCGGCUGCCUGUGAACGUUCCAGACCAUCGUCCUUCGUAUUCCGUCUUAAUCAAAACAGGUAGGUUAGCGCCACUCCCGGUGUUUUUUCGAGUACCAUCGUCCACAGUCGACAGGUUGUAAGGAUUUCGUGCAGCUGACAACCGUACUCGACUCACGCCUCGUGUACUCUCCGCCCGGGUAUGUUUGGCUGACGACGACAGAUAAGCCCGAAUUGACCAUCGCAGUACCUUUCGGUAAAAGGGUUUCUCUAUCAAUAUCUCCCACUUAAUGGGACAAAUGUUUCCCCCAAAAUGCGGUGUCUUGUCUUCUGCUGACUUUGUCUACCAGAGUUUAAUUACUGUAGUUGAAAAAAGCCAGUCUUUCACCUCCACCUCCUCCCCCCACUUUUCAGCAAAGCUGGAAUCUCGGAUCAGUUUGAGGGGCAUCGCGCACCCAUCACCUCUGUCUGCAUUCCCUGCGUCGAGGGCACUGCCGACUCUCCGCCCCUCUUCCUCACCACCUCCAUGGACUGCAGUGUGAAGCUCUGGUCAAAAAAGCACACCUUCCCCAUCUUCUCCUUCGACGACCGCAUCAACUACUUCCUGGACUGUGACUGGUCUCCUGUGCACCCGGCUCUCUUUGCCACCGUGGACCUCAGCGGGCAACUUGAUGUCUGGAAUCUUAACCAGGAUCAUGAGGUAGGCCUGGACUGGCUGGCUGAGUGACUCAGAUUAGCACUCACCUCCUUCCUUCUGUCCCACUGGGUACCUGGCCAACCAUGCUUAAUUUCGCCCACGAUUACUGGUCGCAAGUAUGACCGUCAGUUCCGCAUUCAAGUCAAUGCUCUGAUUGCAUCUACUGUAGCGACAGCGCGUCUACAUUGUGGUCUAAACAACUAUACAGAGAUGAGAUCCUUGUGCACUCAGGUUUCCUGGUGUGUCGAUUUGUUUGUUUUCCUCAGUGUAAUAGGGGGCAUUUGCUCCGAUGAAAUCGCGGUCCCUCAAAAAAACUACCUGGACAGAGAUUGGUCAUUCCAUUCUGACCUGGCUUGACAUCUGUGGCUUCUCGAAGUUGUACUGGACGCAAAAUCCAUACCCUGGUUACUACGUGGACUUACGGAAAUACCAGAUGAGGGUAGCUUCUGCGUCGCUGCAAUGCUGAAUGACUUGUGUGUGAACAGUGAUCCUGACAGUAGGGGGAGGGGGGGGGGUGGGAAACCAGUCAUGAUGUGACAUCCGGGAUACGAAACCUUUAUGACAGGGUUGGCAGCCGCCUCCCGGCCCACCCCCAACUGCCUUAGCUUUGAGAAAGAGGUCGAUGCCGCGCACUUCAUCACUGCCGCUCCAAGUUAGCAGUCAUAUUCGAUCGACGAACUAUUAUAAUACUAGUACAUGCAUAUUGAUCCAACUGUGGAAAACUCGGCGCCUCGGUGGGAUUCGAACCCACGCAGUACAGCCAACGCUCUAACCACUUGACCUACGAGGUUGGGUCAGUAUGAGUUAUUCAAAAUCUGCCAAAAACAUCUAUGAAUUACGUGAUCCUGGCAGUCAUCUGGUGGAUUCUAUAUGAAUUACUUAGGAAAUCCUGCCAGGACAGUCAACUUACUGUAUCUGAUUUGGUGGAUUCCAGACGUUGCAGUAGGUUGGACGGGUAACAUGACCCAAAUCUGAUUAAACUCGCCUCGCGUAGCUCCAGUGGUUAGAGCGUUGGCUGUACUAAAGCCGUCCCCUUACUGCGUGGGUUUGAAUCCCACCGAGGUGCCGAGUUUUUCACAGUCGGGUCAAUAUGAAAACAACCCAAGCCGACACAGAGCGAAGUCUAAGGAUGUGGGGUUCUGAUCGAGUACUUAAGGGGGGACUUCGCGUUAAGGAGAUUCCGCACUUUGUGUUCGUGUGGCAGGCUUUGUACCCCGUUAGCCGCUGAAUCAAAUUCCGUCAUCGGUGUCCUCGCCUGGGGUGACAGUUGGUAUAAGAAAAGGAAAAGAGAGUGAAGUGGUUCCGGCUGAGAUCUAGUGUCCAGUUUCCUUGGAGUAGACGACCAAACAAGCCUUAACCCACCGCCGCACUGGCUUGGAAGGCUGCGGUAGGUUGGCCGGGUAACUUGGCCCAAAUGUGACUAAACUCGCGUCGUCCGGCGGGGCUUUGUAACUCAGGUGGCUAGAGCGUUGGCUGUACUUAAGCCUUCCCCUUUCUGCGUGGGUUCGAAUGCCACCGAGGCGUCGAGUUUUUCACAGUUGGGUCAAUAUGAAUUAUUCAAAAUCUGCCAAAAAAUUUAUGAAUACUAAUACAGUCUUCCCCUACUACAAAAGAUGACCAUUUGAUGGUUGCCGAGGUUUCACCCCGGGGGCGGGGGUUCCUCCUCCUACAUGACAGGUGUGCCGUUGACCUCCAUGGGGGGUACCGGUCGCUUGCGCAUAUACUGGGGAUGUGGUGGAGUCUCACCCACUUUUUCAACUGUCCCAGUUUCUGUCAAGUAGGGAUGACAGUCGAAGAUGGGAUUGGGUGCGCUGGCAUACGUUCCCGCCCUUGUGCGUAUUGACUCCGCGCACCGUUUUGUUGGACGCUGGCCGCGCUAUUGGUCUUAGUGGCUGACAAUAUAUUUUUUCAAGCGCUCACGUCUGCUACGUGCAUCGGCUGCCUAGGCCGAUCUAACUGGAUUUGCCCGUGGCAGUUUGUUUUACUUCUAAUUCACGCUCUUUUUGAGGCCUGAGUCCACAGCGCCCAUUAAUUUUUUUACGUCCACGCUCGUUUGCGCCGCAUCAUCUUGCCCUUCUUGCCUACACAGGUUCCAACAGCAUCAUCGGUUAUAGAGGGUGAAGUGGCGUUGAAUCAUUGCAGAUUUGAUAAGAAGGGCUCUCACAUUGCGGUUGGAGAUGACGUUGGGAAGGUGUACGUGUUUGAUCUGCACGAGGUAAGUCUGCUCUGCUUAAGAAACGCCCGUUUACCCACCCCUCCGCCCCCCCCCCCCCUUUCUUACUGACUUCUUAGCCUGCUUUCAGCUUCCGGUGGUCCUCACGGUGUUUCAAUGUUACUGUCUUGAUUCCUUCUCAUCGAUAAACAUUAGAAUUCAAAGUAUUUGCGAAACCUCUUGGAGCCCUCGUCUUGGCUACCAGUUAGGUUGCAAGUCGUUGCCUGUUUUCGACGGCUUAAAGACCAGGCUCCAUUCACUUAAUGCGACCCUGCCAUACCGCCGGGCUCGACGACGCUGAGAUUCUCACCGAGGUUGUAGGCACCCCAGGCGCCCAUAGGCCUUCCAUCACUGACACGUACGCCGCCGCGACAGGACUCACGUGACUGCCGCUUUCGUGUGGAUGUGCAGUUUCAUCUCCGAGGGCAGCCAACCACUGGUUUUCACAAAUUCUAAGAUUGUGUAAUAAACUCACCAAGUCAGCACUCACUGACUCCCCGGAGACACACAUUAAUUCCUGUCGACUAGAGGCGGCUGUUCGUCGAGGACCUUACCACCGUUCGGCUUCUAUGCAAAUGAGACACCCCAUACUGGUUCCUUCAUCUUCCUCACCUUUAUAGGACUGGUCUGUGGAGCUGUGGUGAUCUUGGUGCACCCACUAUCUUAGCCGCAACAAGGUAGCAGUUGCGUGAGUCGCGAGCUGCUGGAACCAUGCUUCACCAGAUCGCAGUCCAUGGAUCAGCGCAAUGACCUCCCUCCGCCCUAUUCAGUACGAAGACUGCCUCGGCAGGGUAAUUAAUCAGGCGGGGAGGGUGGGGAGCCUAGUGACCAAGUGAUUAUCAGGCCAGUCACCAAUGGUGGUAAUGAGCUUCCGCCUCCGGGGACUGGAAUAUGAACGACGACCAAGUGUGAUGAAUGCAAGCAUUGCCCAUUUUAGUGGGUGCGGAUGCGUAGCGAUUGCACCCCGUGGACGCUACACCCCCUAUGUGCCCGCCACCCUUGUAUUUUGAUUUUUCCGAGGGCGUCUUCGAGAGUACAUUCGACAUACCAAACCUAUGGAAUUUUCAUUAUCCUUGGGAGGGCUUCAUUGGUCGGGCUACAGGGCAUGCACGUCGCGUUGCGCCCGGGGGCUGUGAUCCAGAGCCCUCCUAGACACUCGUAUAGCGGAAUGUAGCAUAUACAGAAGGGGCGAGAAACGACAAUGACAAGAGAAACUGAAAUGGCCAUUUCAGGCUAAUUAGCCAUCGUCAGCCAGCCGGUCCCGGUCUCAGGUUUGCAGGACCUGCAGGAUUUGAACUGGCGACUUUUUGUCAUUGAACCUUUCAAGUCCAACGCUCUUCCACUGCGCCACCGGCCCGUUGUCCUGUAGAUUUUGAUUUGAAACAUUAAAUACGGUGAGCGUUCACUGCUUGGAUUACGGGACAUGUUCGUUCCUUCCACCUUGGUGCUCCAUCCAGAACCCUCACAGGCAGUCGUUUACCGGCAGUACAGUACGUGGGCUAGCUCAUGAAAUAUCAACCGAAAUUCCGAAAUGCGUUUUCGUCUCGAAACGAUUAAUUAAGUAGGGUUGUGAAACUAAUCGUUAUGCAGCAUAGUUCUAUAAUAAUUCAGUUAUCUCAGGAUGCCGGCUUUCGAACGAACGUCCUUCCAGCUGCAUGCAGAAACCGUACUCUGUAGAAUAAUGGCUACUUAAGUAGCAUGCACCUUUCUCAUAGAUUUCCGUUGCCCUUAAAUAUUCAACUUUAUUUCAUGAAAAACAUGCAUAAAAAUAUUCUUUUGCUAAAUCGGUAGAGAAUUACCUCUUCUUCCAAUUUUAUGCUCAAAGGAAGGGUAUAAUUCGUUUUUUAAAAACAUUUCCAAUUCCUGAAUAAUCUCAAAACCCGACCUGCCGUUACACGUGCAUUCAGAGUUUCCAAACUACAAGCCGUACAUUUUCCGCGUACGGAAAACCGUACAUUUCUCUACGGUAUUACGAGGAAAACAUAUGGGGUUCGUAGAAUUUAGCAGGGAAUUUGAGCUAUAUUGUUAACUUUGCAAACUACAUUGGUAAAUACAGAGACAUAAUGUUUUAUCAACCGCCAUUUCGCGACAUUAAAGAACCUCACGGAAACAUUUUGAAAACCGAAUUAUACCCUUCCUUCGAGUAUAAAAUUGAAAGAAGGCGUAAUUGUCUACCGAAUGAGUGGCAGAAUGAAUAAUGCAUGUUUUCCAUGCAAUAUAAUUGAAUUUUUAAUGACAUCGAAAAUCAAUGAGAAAAAUGCGUGCUGCUUAGGUCGUCAUUUUUGCAGAGUAUAGUUUUUGCAUGCAGUACGAAAGAACUUCGUUCAAAAGCCGGCACCCUGAGGUAACUGAAUUAUUAUAGAAUUAUGCUGCAUGAUGAUUAGUCUUACAACCCUACUUAAUUAAUCUUUUUGAAAAGAAAACGCAAUUCGGAAUUUCGGUUGACAUUUCAUGAGUCAGCCUACCUACUGUAAAUACCUUUGAACUGCGCUUACCGAAAGUGGUCUAGCAUUCCGAAGUCCUGAUCGAAUCUGGCUGUCGUGGGGCCAAGCCUCCCACUAACCGGUUUUCUGUCAUUUUAAGUAUAAUUACCUACUGCGCUCAAAUGUUCUAACACCCUUCUUGGUGGAAGAUAGUGGAGCUGGACACAGUUGCUGUUGUUAUGGGUGGUGAUUAUUAUAUUGGUAACGGGGUUGACGGUGAUUGUGCAGCCAUAGUCCUCAAUAGGCCACAUGGGGGCAUUUCACAGUAAAUGCUACGCAUGGGGAUGUGUGUGUGUGUGUGUUGGCGCACAUAAACGCAAACUGCGCGCCGUGUCAGCCACUGUCGCCCAAUCCCAACAUCGGAUAACUGACUGGCGCGGACUGGAGAGGUUAGAUUGAGGUCGACUCUGGUUAAUCCCAUCUCGCGACACUUCAGGGAAUUCCUCACUAUGAACAGUCUGAUGCGCUUUUAAACUCUCACGUUGUGCUAAAAGUGUCGUGACUUGGAAGGCAGCCAUCUGACCGGGUAAGUCAUUUCUCUCAGGACGGAGGCGUCUGGCACAAUGUUUCCUUCUGAAUGUGGCCUCUAUGGCAUUCCCACUCAGGUGGAAUCCGAGUUGCUCUCUAGUUGUUAUGGCAACCUGGUGCUUUGCGCACUGGCCAGUUCGUGUGUGGAAUACUCAGGCGGGCCACUGCGCCCGAUCCCGCCUCCGGUCAUCCUGACACUGUUUUGCCAUCUGGCUCCGAGGAGUGCGGCAGAUGCAGCGCAAGUCGCCGUUCUGCGUCCACCAUGCCUUGGUGAAGAUCGUCGCAUGUGAUGUCUGAACUGUCAGUUGUGGGGGCCGCACUUCUUCGCUUGAUUUCACUCUAGUCUAUUUGGCAUUCCUAUCUCUCCCAACUGCUCCUUUUGUACCGCACAGAAAUUGGCCACGCCCCGCCCUGACGAGUGGACCACACUCUCACGCCUGAUCUCCAAUUUGUCCGCGACAGCGUCGGAAUUGCGGGAUUUUGACAGCCACAACCACCGGUUCCCAACCUCCAGCUCGAUCGUCUCGUCGGCGGCUCGCCUGUGA
This is a messenger RNA of Spirometra erinaceieuropaei, 33992 nucleotides long. The record is from the annotation of a GenBank genome assembly. Lineage: Eukaryota; Metazoa; Platyhelminthes; Cestoda; Diphyllobothriidea; Diphyllobothriidae.